Messenger RNA from Salvia miltiorrhiza (redroot sage), 3770 nucleotides. RefSeq names its product protein EMBRYO SAC DEVELOPMENT ARREST 30. Gene Ontology annotation, cellular component: chloroplast; cytoplasm; Golgi apparatus. The record is from RefSeq and is a predicted model, not a curated record. Bases 1410 to 3413 code for a protein of 667 amino acids. The transcript is spliced from 11 exons. NCBI's taxonomy places the organism in Eukaryota, Viridiplantae, Streptophyta, Magnoliopsida, Lamiales, Lamiaceae.
CAAUUUUCUUUUACGUCCAAAAGCUUAGCAUAUUUGAAAUAACCAGUCGAUUGUAAUUUGAAGAUAUACAAAUAUACACACCAUGCCAACUCAUAAAAUCACAAAUUUAUUUGAAAACCCCUAUAAAACGACUAAAGGAGAAUGUAUGAUUAUUUUUUUUCCUCCAAAAACACAAAAAAUCAGAUCUAAAAUCGUGAAAAUGAAAACUAAAUUUAUAAAAAUAUUCUAAAUAAAUUAAUAGAAAAUCCACUGAUAUAAAAAAAAAAACUUAAAAAAAAAUGUGCAGGAGGCUCAGAUCUAUAAGAAACGAGGCAAAUCGAAGCCAACGCCGCCAUGGCGGCUGACCGGUUGCACGUGAUUCAAAAACCACACCGCCGUCCGGGUCGCCACCAAGAUACGGCGGGUCUCUCUCUUUGCCCGAUCCAUUAGCUCAGAAAACAAAAGAGAAACAUCAUCACGGCCUCUUCAGUCGCCAGAUCCUCACCACCACCACCGCCAACUCACCCAGCGGAGAAUUCGCAACUGCAGCGUGAGUCCAAACACAGCCCCUUAUAUUAUUGCUCAAGCAGCAGAACAACAGCGAAAUACGUAUAUAUAUAUAUAUAUAUAUAUAUAUGCUUGUAUGUGUGUGUGUGUGUGUUGUAUAGUUCUCAGCUCGACUUCUCAGUCGCGAAGAGGGCUGUUUGUUAACAAAAUAAUCACCGGCAAACAGAGAGGGGCAACCGCCCUCGAAGAAAUCCUGCCUAACUGUUGCCUCAGUUUUGAUUUUUCUGAGCUAAUAGAUACCGGUAAUUGUGUGAAGAAGGCUUUACAUAGGAAUCAUUAUUCCGAAUCUACCCAUGUCCAAGUUUCGGAAAUUUCGGUUUCGUGAGCGUUGUUUUGGGAGAUGCAGGGGUAUUUAUGUAAAUGCCACGCAUAUUCAACGAUCUCUUUUUAUCUUAGUCAACAAUAAUAAAAUAAUGAAAUAAUAAAAAUAAAGAGGAAAACGCGAAAAACAUAACGAAUGAUCGGAGCUACCGACUGCCAUCUCUAGACUGUAAAUCUCUAAACCCCCUCUGUUACUCCAUAUCUCACUCUUCAGAAAUCGAAGCGGGAAUUGAAUUAAUCCUUGAUUUUUUCUGGGGUUUUCAUUGCGACACCGAUCCAAUAAAAGAAAUAGAAAUUAAGAGACAAAGGGUUUCGUGAUUUUGACGAAACCCGGACCUUUUUGGGGUUAUUAAAUCUGCAUUGAUGCUUGCUGCAUUGGGAAUGGAUCUUUCUCUCUUUCUCUCUUUCUCUCUCCUGAAUCAGCUAUAUAACUUGUUACUUGGCGCAUGGUAGCUGAGCUGCGUUGGAGGUUUUUUGCUCAUGCUGUGAUUGAUGCUGAGCCCUUCUCUCGUUUGUAGGGUGAGAAAGUGUUGGACAUUGGUAUGGCGUGGUCAGAAAGGAUUAAAAUGAAAUCCAAAAUAAAAUGGGCGGCGCUUGGGGGACUAGUGUUAUCAUUUACUUCAAUAUUGGUGCAUUUGUUUCUUGCAAAAUCGAGUGCCAGUCUUGUGCUGUACAGUGCAGUCACUGCUUUCACUGAGGAUUUGAAUCACUUUGAUGGUCCCAUCAGAAAGGGUGCUGGUUAUAGAAGGUUAUGGGGAAAAGUCAAUGCUUUGGAGCACUUACAGCCGUAUGCAAACCCAAGAAGUACUCCAUAUCUUGUUCCCAAUAAACAGAACCAUGGGUUCAUUUAUGCUAAAAUUCAUGGCGGCUUUGAGAAGAUUAGAACCUCGAUCUGCGAUCUUGUCGCUGUGGCGAGGCUUCUAAAUGCUACCCUAGUCAUACCAGAGAUCCAACAAAGCCUUCAAUCAAAGGGCGUCAGUUCCAACUUCAAGAGUUUUUCUUACCUCUAUGAUGAAGAGCAUUUCAUGGAAGCUCUGGCAAGUGAUGUGAUUGUUGUAAAGAGCCUACCAUCUGACUUGAUGGAGGGCCGGAAACAGAAACAAUAUCCAAUCUUCAAACCCAAGGGUUCUUCUUCUCCAAAAUUUUAUCUGCAAGAAGUUUUACCAAAACUAAAGAGUGCAAAGGUCAUUGGCCUAAUACUUAACGAUGGAGGAUGUUUACAGGCCAUUCUUCCCUCAAGCUUGGUUGAGUACCAGAGGCUCAGGUGCCGAGUUGCAUUUCAUGUGCUGCGUUUCCGUGCACAAAUUCUAGAGGUUGCAUAUCAAAUGGUAGCAAGGCUACAAGGUUCUGGUCAACCAUAUCUUGUUUACCAUCCAGGGCUGAAGAGAGAGACCCUAGCUUAUCAUGGUUGUGCUGAACUUUUUCAGGACAUACACACGGAACUCAUUCAAUACCGUCGAGCACAGAUGAUUAAACAAGGAUUAGUUAAAGAAGAGCUAAGUGUGGAUUCAUACGCUAGAAAAGGCAAUGGUUCAUGCCCUUUAAUGCCAGAAGAGGUUGGACUUCUCCUUCGAGCUGUGGGUUACCCUCCUAGAACAAGAAUAUACUUGGCAGGUUCUGAAACCUUUGGUGGUCAAAGAGUACUGAUUCCUUUACGUGCCAUGUACGCCAAUUUAGUGGAUCGUACUUCUUUGUGCAGUAAACAAGAGUUAGCCAAUGUAGUUGGCUGGGAAACCCAACUUCCCACAGAUUCUUAUGUAUUUCCACCAAAAAAGAGCGCAAAGAAACUAAAAGAAGAAUGGAACAAGGCUGGUCCUCGUCCCCGUCCUCUCCCUCCGCCUCCUGACAGACCUAUUUAUCGACACGAGAAAGAAGGCUGGUAUGGGUGGAUUGCGGAAACAGAUGCAGAACCUGACCCUUCCCCAAAUGAUUUAAGGGACCAAGCUCAUCGUUUGCUAUGGGAUGCUCUUGAUUAUAUUGUGUCUCUGAAAGCUGAUGCAUUCAUUCCUGGUUAUGACAAUGAUGGCAGUGGAUGGGCAGAUUUUUCCAGCUUAGUCAUGGGACAUAGGUUGUUCGAAUUGGCUUCGAGUAGAACAUACAGACCUGACAGGAAAUAUCUUACUGAACUCUUAAAUAGCACCAGUGAUCAUAUUUACCAUCCUCCACGCAAUUGGACUCUUGCUGUAAGAGAACACCUCAACAAAAGCAUGGGAGAAGAUGGCAUUAUGAAAGGAUUUCGUCGGGUGAAACCAAAGUCAUUUCUUUCCCACCCCCUGCCCGAGUGUUUAUGCACAACCAUCAAGCGUGCCGAUCUCGUGCAGUUGCAAAAGAGCAGUAAAUAUAAAAUCAUAUACGAAGGGCAAGAUGAGUGCCCUCAAGGAAUUGCACGAGGUCUUGAUGUGGCCGGAUCACGAGAGAGCAGCGAUGAUGAUGCUGAAACACAGGAAGAUGAAAUCGACACAGAUAUUCUUGAAUCAGAUCAGAAUAACCAAGCUGAGACAAUCCCCUCUAUGGAACAGGACGAGGAAAUGGACCCUGAUGAUUAAGAUCACUGUAUAGGUAUCACUCUGCUUGAUAUGGCCAUCAAUAUUGUUUUAUUAAGUCAAAAGAGUCGACAUUUUCGUGAAGAGCAUAGCUUAUCGAGGCAGCAGUGUAACAGGCGAUGCAUUGCGAUUUUGGUAGGCUUCACUUGUCGGGGUAUACACACAGGUUUUGGAUAUAGCUUUAGUUGAAUACAAAUGGACUGGAGCUCAAGUUGCUUAUUUUGCUCAACUUUACGUUUGGAGGAUAUAGAAGGAUGAUAAUUGAUAGAGAAUACGGCAUACACAUUUUUCUACACAUUAACACAUAGCAGUGUACAUUUUUCCUUCAGUUAAAUAUUUGAAUGAGUUUGUUCUCACAAA